Messenger RNA from Drosophila bipectinata, 1938 nucleotides. RefSeq names its product venom protease. Gene Ontology annotation, biological process: proteolysis. NCBI's taxonomy places the organism in Eukaryota, Metazoa, Arthropoda, Insecta, Diptera, Drosophilidae. The record is from RefSeq and is a predicted model, not a curated record. Gene Ontology annotation, molecular function: serine-type endopeptidase activity.
GCCCAUCAGCACGGACGGAGAAUUCGGAUUAAUCAUGGUUUUGUUGGACGAGUUUUGCGUGAAGGUGUACUUCUGGCCGUUUCUGUCGUAUCUGGCCAGCAUCAAGGGAUGGUGCCCGCUGUAUCCGCCAGGUUACUAUCCAAUCUACGCACUGCCACCACCGCAGCCCCCGCUGCUGCCGCAACCACCGCUGAUUCCACCGCCGCAACCGCCGAUUGGUCCACCGCCACUAAUACCGCCUCCAAACGCUUUUCCGUCCACACCUGCAGUGAUCCCGACCUUUCAGCCGACACCUCCGUUUCCCCAGACGCCGGUGACACCUCCGCUGAUCCCCACCAGCAGCAGCACCACCACCUCCACAACGCUUUCAACGACAACCACAACGGGUGGUACUACGAUUAGUACAGCUGGAACGACCUUGCCCAUCCCAGUGCCGACUUGUCCAUCCCAGCCACUGGUGUGCCUGGCUGGGGGAGCGCGUCCGCUGCCCAAUUGUCCCUGCAUCGACCCUCGCCAGCAACAGAACUCGCCACUGGUCUCCUCGACCGGACCACAAAUCGGUUCGGAUAUGAUGGUCUUCAUGCCUCUGAAUUCCGGACGUAGGCGGCGUCGUCGCCGAAGACCCCAGUCCUGCUACGAUGCCCGAUCCCGGCCUGGAAGCUGCCUGCCUCUGACCUCCUGCCCCCAGCUCAUGGAGGAGUAUCAGGGUCAGGGGCAGGGCAAUGAUUUCCACACCUUUCUGGGCCAGUCCAUAUGCGGCUUCGAUGGCUCCACGUUUAUGGUUUGCUGCUCCUCUAAUCGAGCUGAUAAUGCCAGGAGUAGAAAGGAUCUUGCGACCACCACUGCCCCCUUCGGAUUCUUUCACUUCUCGCCUCUUAGUGGAGGAUCCACAGCCACUCCAAUGGUCUUCCAGCCCACUCCGCCUCUUAACCAGGGAUCUAUAGUGGUAAGACCAACUUAUAAUCCUCCUCCUCCACCACCACCACCGCCACCUUCAUCACAGUCUAUGCCACAACUACCAACUACUUGUGGUAUUAGUGGCGCCACAUCGAAUCGCGUGGUGGGCGGGAUGGAGGCCAGAAGAGGAGCCUAUCCCUGGAUAGCUGCUUUGGGCUACUUCGAGGAGGCCAAUCGCAAUGCUCUCAAGUUCCUUUGCGGCGGCAGCCUGAUCCACUCCCACUACGUGAUCACUUCGGCACACUGCAUCAAUCCCAUGCUGACCUUGGUGCGUCUGGGUGCCCAUGACCUCUCGAAGCCCACAGAAGCGGGUGCAAUGGACUUUCGCAUCCAGCGAACAGUGGUCCACGAGCACUUCGAUAUCAACUCCAUAUCGAAUGACAUAGCCUUGAUCCAGUUGAGUGGAGUGAAUGGACCUUUGCCAGCCAAUAUAGCUCCCAUUUGUCUGCCCGAGGCGGCCAAGUUCCUGCAGCAGGACUUUGUUGGCAUGAAUCCCUUCGUGGCAGGCUGGGGAGCUGCCAAACACCAGGGACCCACCUCGCAGGUGCUGCGCGAUGCUCAGGUGCCGAUUGUUUCCCGGCACAGUUGUGAGCAGAGCUACAAGUCAGUCUUCCAGUUUGUCCAGUUCAGUGACAAGGUUCUUUGUGCUGGAAGCUCGAGCGUGGAUGCGUGUCAGGGGGAUUCUGGUGGACCACUCAUGCUGCCGCAGCUGGAGUCCAAUGGCUAUCGAUUCUAUCUUCUUGGCCUGGUUUCAUUCGGCUAUGAGUGCGCUAGACCCAAUUUUCCGGGCGUCUACACGAGAGUGGCCUCAUAUGUUCCAUGGAUCAAGAAGCACAUCUCGGCGGCUUAGAAUGUGACACAUCACCUGCCGAACAUAUUAUUCCGAUGACACAUGUAAAAAGUUCAUUUAAAUCCUAAAAACACAUUCCCACCGCAAGACCCGCAAUAAAUUUCAUGUUUUUAUGUCCUUAUUAAGGCUAA